Epinephelus moara (kelp grouper) is the source of this 2972-nucleotide messenger RNA. RefSeq names its product NLR family CARD domain-containing protein 3-like. The transcript is spliced from 5 exons. The record is from RefSeq and is a predicted model, not a curated record. NCBI's taxonomy places the organism in Eukaryota, Metazoa, Chordata, Actinopteri, Perciformes, Serranidae. The coding region runs from base 16 to 2820 and encodes 934 amino acids. Gene Ontology annotation, molecular function: protein binding.
UGUUAUCUCUUUUUUAUGACUUUAGAGAUUAUUGGCAACUGUCAGCAAAAAGUCAAAUCCAACCUGAAGAAGAAGUUUCAGUGUUUAUUCGAGACAAUCACAAAAGCAGGAAACCCAACCCUUCUGAAUCAGAUCUACACCGAGCUCUACAUCACAGAGGGAGGGACUGCAGGGGUCAAUGAUGAACAUGAGGUCAGACAGAUUGAAACAGCCUCCAGGAAACCAGCAACACCAGAAACAACCAUCAGACAAGAAGACAUCUUUAAAGCCUCACCUGGAAGAGAUGAACCAAUCAGAACAGUGAUGACAAAGGGAGUGGCUGGCAUUGGGAAAACAGUCUUAGCACAGAAGUUCACUCUGGACUGGGCUGAAGACAAAGCCAACCAGGACAUACAGUUCACAUUUCCAUUCACUUUCAGAGAGCUGAAUGUGCUGAAAGAGAAAAAGUACAGCUUGGUGGAACUUGUUCAUCACUUCUUUACUGAAACCAAAGAAGCAGGAAUCUGCAGGUUUGAAGAGUUCCAGGUUGUGUUCAUCUUUGACGGUCUGGAUGAGUGUCGACUUCCUCUGGACUUCCACAACAAUGAGAUCCUGACUGAUGUUACAGAGUCCACCUCAGUGGAUGUGCUGCUGACAAACCUCAUCAGGGGGAAACUGCUUCCCUCUGCUCGCCUCUGGAUAACCACACGACCUGCAGCAGCCAAUCAGAUCCCUCCUGACUGUGUUGACAUGGUGACAGAGGUCAGAGGGUUCACUGACCCACAGAAGGAGGAGUACUUCAGGAAGAGAUUCAGAGAUGAGGAGCAGGCCAGCAGAAUCAUCUCCCACAUCAAGACAUCACGAAGCCUCCACAUCAUGUGCCACAUCCCAGUCUUCUGCUGGAUCACUGCUACAGUUCUGGAGGAUGUGAUGAAGACCAGAGAGGAAGGAGAGCUGCCCAAGACCCUGACUGAGAUGUACAUCCACUUCCUGGUGGUUCAGACCAAAGUGAAGAACAUCAAGUAUGAUGGAGGAGCUGAGACAGAUCAUCACUGGAGUCCAGAGAGCAGGAAGAUGAUUGAGUCUCUGGGAAAACUGGCUUUUGAUCAGCUGCAGAAAGGCAACCUGAUCUUCUAUGAAUCAGACCUGACAGAGUGUGGCAUCGAUAUCAGAGCAGCCUCAGUGUACUCAGGAGUGUUCACACAGAUCUUUAAAGAGGAGAGAGGACUGUACCAGGACAAGGUGUUCUGCUUCGUCCAUCUGAGUGUUCAGGAGUUUCUGGCUGCUCUUCAUGUCCAUCUGACCUUCAUCAACUCUGGAGUCGAUCUGAUGGCAGAAGAACAAUCAUGGAUGACUGGACUUUGGACCUCUCUGUUGUCUAAAGUAGUUGGAGAAGGCUCUAAACCUAAACAAAUACACCUCUACCAGAGUGCUGUGGACAAGGCCUUACAGAGUCCAAAUGGACACCUGGACUUGUUCCUCCGCUUCCUCCUGGGUCUGUCACUGCAGACCAAUCAGACUCUCCUACGAGGCCUGCUGACACAGACAGGAAGUAGCUCAGAAACUAAUCACAAAACAGUCCAGCACAUCAAGGAGAAGAUCAGUGAAAAUUUGUCUCCAGAGAGAAGCAUCAACCUGUUCCACUGUCUGAAUGAACUGAAUGAUCGUUCUCUAGUGGAGGAGAUCCAACAGUACCUGAGUUCAGGAAGUCUCUCCACAGAUAAACUGUCUCCUGCUCAGUGGUCAGCUCUGGGCUUCAUCUUACUGUCAUCAGAAGAAGAUCUGGACGUGUUUGACCUGAAGAAAUACUCUGCUUCAGAGGAGGCUCUGCUGAGGCUGCUGCCAGUGGUCAAAGCCUCCAGCAAAGCUCUGCUGAGUGGCUGUAACCUUUCUGGGAGAAGCUGUGAAGCUCUGUCCUCAGUUCUCAGCUCCCAGUCCUCUCAUCUGAGAGAGCUGGACCUGAGUAACAACAACCUGAAGGAUUCAGGAGUGAAGAUGCUAUCUGCUGGAUUGGCAAGUCCAUAUUGUACACUGGAAACUCUCAGGCUGUCCGGCUGUCUGGUCACAGAGAAAGGCUGUGUUGCUCUGGCCUUGGCUCUGAGCUCCAACCCCUCCCAUCUGAGGGAGCUGGACCUGAGCUACAAUCAUCCAGGAGACUCAGUGACUUGGAUGCCAACACUGGAAAAGCUGCAUAUCCGUACAGACCAUGGUGGAGAGCAGAAACUGAAACCUGGCAUGAGGAAAUAUGCCUGUGAACUCACACUGGUCCCAAACACGGCACACAGAAACCUCAAACUGUCCCACACCAACAAGAAGGUGACGAGGGUGAGGAAGGAACAGAAAUAUGCUUAUCAUCAGGAGAGAUUUGACCACUGGCCUCAGCUGCUGUGUAGAAAUGGUCUGACUGGUCGCUGUUACUGGGAGGUGGAGUGGGAGGGAGCAGUUCAUAUCGCAGUGACCUACAGAGGGAUCAGAAGGAGAGGAGAUGGAUAUGACAGCAGGUUUGGAGGCAAUGACCAGUCCUGGUGUCUCUACUGUUCUGAUGGGCGUUACUCUGUCUGGCACAAAAAUGAAAAAACAGACCUCAGCCCCUCCUCCUCCUCCUCCUCCUCCUCCUCCUCCUCCUCCUCCUCCUCCUCCUCCUCCUCCUCCUCUUCCUCCUCGGUCUCUCACAGAGUAGGAGUGUACAUGGACCGUCCUGCUGGCACUGUGUCCUUUUACAGCAUCUCCCCUGACAAACAGAUCCACCUCCACACCCUCAACACCACGUUCACUGAACGUCCUGUUGCUGGAUUUGGAGUCUUGAAUCUUGGUUCAUCUGUGUCUCUGUUGUCUGUUUGAGGGAGAGUGUCCUCCUGUGGAGAGAAACAGGAAGGACUUCUGGUUAAUGUUUCCUAUAUACAUCAUACCAGCAAGGCCAUUUUGUUUUCAACAUUUGUAGGAACACAUGGGACAUAGUGACAUGAUGACAUGAUGACAUGAUGACAUUUUUG